Messenger RNA from Moesziomyces aphidis, 3948 nucleotides. The record is from the annotation of a GenBank genome assembly. NCBI's taxonomy places the organism in Eukaryota, Fungi, Basidiomycota, Ustilaginomycetes, Ustilaginales, Ustilaginaceae.
AUGACCAACACCACCGAGUCUGCGUCCGCUUCGGCGCAUCCGUCGCCAUCCUCGACGGCCGACGCUGCUGCACCCCACAUCGCAGUGAGCAGCGCAUCGCCUCCGGUUCCAUCCGCAACCGACGCCAACCAGGCCGAGAAACAACACAGCCCCGACGCCAUCAGCGACAAUGCCGACAGGGCAAAACGCAGCACACUCGCGAGACACUGGAAGCCAUUCGCGCGUCGCGUCGGCCUCGAUCCGCUGCCAUCAUAUGUGGCCUGGGUGGGGCUAUGCUUGACGUGGCCCAAACUCAAGCCCGUCAUCCGCUCGGCGCUGCUGGCGUGGAUAUGCCUGCUGAUCUUCCUCAUUGCACCGUCGGAGCGUGCGCUCGGCAACGCCUCGUUCCUCGUGCUCGUCGCGUGCGCCAUCCAGCCCGCCGAGGUGCCGCUGGCGGCGGUGGUGGAACGCGAGUUCUUCACGCUCCUCUUCGUAUGCAUCGCCUGGGCAUGGUCCAACAUCGGCAUCGCCAUCGCCCACGCCGCGCGCACCACCAAGCUGUCGCAGACGCAGACGAGCAUCCAGCGCGUGCUGGCGGGCGACUACAUCGAGGCACGCUCCAGCAUCGUCUGCGCCGUCUUCCUCUCCAUCGGCUCCGCCGUCGUGCUCUACAUCAAGGUCCGCUUCGGCCCCAGCCCUUUCCUCUUUGCCACGGUGCUCAGCUGCAUCCUCAUGAACAUCUGCUUGACCUACGCGCCGCUCUAUCCGUACGUCUUCUAUUCGCUCGGCCAGUCCGUCGUCGUGCCCCUCGCCGUCAAGGCGGCGGUGAACAUCAUCCUUUCCGUCAUCUUCUUCCCCAAAUCCGUCAACUCGCAGUUCGUAGAGAGACUCAUCGCCGUACUCGACCCCAUCGCCGCCGCGUGUGGCGACCAGGUCAAGCUGCUCCGAACCUCGCCGCUCGACACGGCUGCGCCUGCGGACAAGGAUGCCAAGGAAGGAUUCGACUUCGACUUUGUCGCCCGCAAGCUAGCGGCUGCCGAGGGCGGGCUCAUGCCGCUCUCGCUCUCGUCGCGCCUGCUGACGCGCGAGGUGUCGUUCGGACUGGCCAAUGGCGACGAUCUGCGCGAGUUUGAGCGGCUCACGCGCUCCUUGGUCGCUCCUGCCGACGGAUGGGCGUACUACUACUCGUCGAUCAAGGCGGAUAUCCAGUCGGCGCACUUCCCCAAGACACCCGUGCCGUCGCGGCUCGCAACACCUGCGAUCACGCCCGCCAUCACGCCACGCACCUCGCUCGACCACGCCCGCAACACGUCCGACUCGGGCCACCAUGCCACGGCGCAUCAUGUGCAGCUCCAUCCUCCGUCACGCCCGCACUCGUCCGGUCCCGCACCGGCGCAGCACCUCUCCGACACGCCGCACGCGCUGCUGCCCGCCUCGGGCACCUCGACGCCGCACCGCGAGUCGCCGCUGCACGCACAGCUGUUUCCGCACGACGCGACCACCGACUCGGCCGGCGCCAGCGCCACGGCGUUCCGCCAGCUCGACGAGCACCCGUCUGUGCAGCCGGGCAACGAGCUGAGCUCGUCGCGCUUCCGCAAGAUGGCGCGCUCCAUCGCCUCGGCCUCGCGCAGCUCCUCGCCGCGCCGCUGGAUGCACCACGGCCACAACAGCCCCGCCGACGCGCGCGAUCACACCCCUUGGCACCACCACCACCACGCGUGGGAGCGCUCCAGCCACAUGCUGCACAACUUUGUGCACAGGCGCGACCCGGCGCCCGUCGCCAUCUGGGAGUCCAUCCGCUUUGGCAACCUCGAGACGUACCUGCAUACGGCGGCGGCGAAUCACGUCACCGAGAUGUUUGCGCGCCUGAUCCGCGAGACGUCUUGCGAGCUGCUUGCCACCGACGCUGGCGCGAUUCGGCACAUUACCGCGUGGUUGGCGCACCUCAAUUCGCACCGCUACGCCUUCUUGCGCGAUCGGCUCAUGCUGUCAGCCUCCCAGCGAGCCGAAAAGGGACGGCAGCAGGCCGAAUCCACACGCAGGGUGAUCGCUUCCGUCGAGACGGCACUCUCGGACUUCCGCACCUCGAAGCGGCUCGCGGUGCUCGAGCCGUACAAGGCGGCUUUGCGCGCGCACGAUGCGUCGGGGGCCACCGACGAUGCAGCUGCCGAGCUGGACCUGCGCACGGGGCCGGGCGAGAUCGGCAAGAUCCACCACCGCUACCUCUACCAGGCCUGGCUGCACCAGUUCCACACGAUCAACUUUACCGAGCGCCUCCUCACGCUGCUGCGCGACGUCGAGCACGUGCAGAGCGAGCGCACCGCCGCCAGCCUGUGGUUCCCGCACUGGCCGCGGAUCUUCUCGGCCGACGUGUGGCGCAACGCCUCGGGCGACGCGCACGACGACGACGAGCCGAGCACCGACCCGGAGCAUAUUCCGGACAUUAGCUCCGAUACGCCGCUCGCCUCGCGCCAGCGCAGCCGCAGCACCAACACCGCCGUCGACGAGCACGUCCCUCCCAAGGCCGCACACGCGCACGCACACUUUGGCGGCACCGAGUCAGACACUGCCACCGCCGAGCCGAUUGUCGAUCUGGGCUCGACGCGGCGUCGCGAUCCGGACGCACUCGACCCGGAGGGGCUGCUACAGGUGGUGGGGCACACGAUCUACAUGUGGGUGCGGCGUCCGUUCCGCGGCAACGCACUGUUCGGGAUCAAGGCGGCGGUGCUGAUCGCGCUCGUGUCGCUGCCGGCGUACAUCAAGUCGUCGGCGCCGUGGUGCUACUCGAACCGCGCGAUCUGGGCCAUCUUCAUGGCGCAGCUGACGCUCGCGCGCUUCCGCGGCGAGACGGCGUUUGCGCUGCUCUCGCGCAUCCUCGCCACGGUCAUCGGCGCCGUGUGGGCACUGGUCAUCUGGUACAUCUCGACGGGCUCUGGGCGCGGCAAUGCGUACGGGCUGGGGGCCACAUGCGCCGUGGCUUUCCCACUGCUGUUCUUGUACAGAAUCUACUAUCCCGGUCCGCCGAUUACGCCGAUCAUCGCGAGCGUUACGACGGUGCUGAUUGUGGGGUAUAGCUGGAAGGACGUGACGAAUCCAACGCCGGGGUCGCCCGGGUAUGGGUGGAGCACGGCGUGGCGUCGGCUGGUGGCGGUCAUCGUGGGUGUGUCGGCGGCGUACAUCUUUAGCUACCUGCCGCCCUCGUCGACGCUGCGCGAGUACCAGCGCCUGUCGCACGCCGCUACGAUUGCCGAGCUGGGCAAGAUCUACUGUGCCGUCGUCGGCAUUGCCAGUCACGGCCACCACGACCAUGCCUCUCGGAGACUGGAAGGAGAGUCGGUGGCCGAGGUGCCUUCGUCGGAGGUGGUGCGCAAACGCAUCAUCGGUGUGCGCGCCAAGCUGCGACGGUUGUCGAUGAUCUCGGUCAACGUGUCGUACGAAUUCUCGCUGCGCGGGCGGUGGCCCUCGUCGCGCUACGCUGCGCUCUUCUCGGUGCAGAUGGAGAUUUCCAAGCUGCUCUCGCACUGCAUUGCUGUCCUGGAGCGCCUUGGGCCCGCCUACUCGAUCGCGCUGCUUCGGCGCACGCGCUUUCUCGAUCCUCGCUUCCUCGGCGAUGUGUUGAGCGUGAUCAGCAUGUGCUCGACCGCGCUGAAGACCGCCGAGCCCUUACCGCAAGUUACACCGUGCCCGCUCGUGGACCGGUUCAUGGACACCCCGCACGGCUUCAACGCCUACCUGCCCGACGACGUCCACACGGCCACCGAUCCGCUGCUGGCGGAACUGCCCACCAAGAUCACGCUGCAGACGCUCGAGGAUGCCGAGUACAUGACGUUUGCCGUCGGCGUCGCCACGCUGUUCGGGCUCGUGGUGCGCAUCGACCGCCUGUGCGUGGCGGUGAAACAGCUGGUGGGCGAGAGCUACGCGGUACCCGUCGAUGUACAUCGUAUGCUCAGCACGCGCAAGACCCAGUAA